CUGAGGGAGCACAGGUAUAAAAGGAGGAGAUGCACCUCGCUGGCAGCCAGAGGACAGCCAGGGGAGAUCCAAGAGCAUCCUCCUUGCUCAGCACGUGUCUGGUCCCCAAGACCCCACAGAGGCAGCUCUAUAGAGAAGAAGUUGUAUUUGCAACAGGGGAAGGAAGCACCGGGGCAGGAGCCGAUCGAGGAAGCGCCUGUUUUCUAAGGGUGACUCCAAAGGGUGGAAGAUGCUGGGUAAGGCCACCCUGCUCCUGUUCCUGCAUUUAGUCACAUGCUCCAUCUCCUCUCCUCUCUACCCAGCUCUCAGGUACAGUCCAGGCCUGGUUACUGGCAAUGCCAUGAACUUCCAGCUACAGCAUAGCAGCCCGUUGCAGAGCCAUAACCCCUCAGCAGAGGAACAGGAGGAGGAGGGUUUAUUAACAGACCCCACUGAGAAAAGGACGCAGCGCCACGCGGAUGCCAUAUUCACUGACAACUACCGCAAGUUCCUGGGGCAGAUUUCUGCCCGCAAGUUCUUACAGACCAUCAUUGGCAAACGCCUCGGAAGCAGUGAGAGCAGUCCAGGACAAGGGGUGCACGGAUUCCUGACAAGGCGCCAGUCUGACAGCAUCCUGAUGGACAGCCGCUAUCACCAGCACAUGGUUCUGCUGGACUUCCUGGGAGCCAUUCUGCAGAAUCAGAGGCCUCAGGACAUCUCCAGCAGUCAGUUAGAAGGCUUUCCCAGCACCCUGGCUAAGCUCAUGUAAAUAUUUCUCCCUUUUUCAUCUCCCCAUGCUCUGAAAUUUAACCUGUCCAAUCAGCAAUACAAAGGGGCAUGGAGAGACCUCUGUGCAUACUGAAGGGGGUUGGGGGGGAGAAACUGUGCCUAUGGAUUCAGCUGGGAGAAUGUGGCCUUUCAGCAUCUCUUCUGUGAUGCUUCACUUGGUUACCUUUCCACAAAUAAGGUCAGCCAGGACAAGCCUCCAAAGAAUUAAAAGGCUUCUGUGUAUGCUCGCAAAGUUUCCUCAUAAUUCUCUUUUCCUCCUGCUUCUGUCUAGAAUAACUCAGAGCUCUUGAGCCUGACUGUACGGUAACCUCCACAGCAAGGAAGACAUUCCCAGGUGUGAGCAGCUCAAAACUGAUGCAUAAGCUCCUCAGAUCUGUCCAAAGGAACACAGUUCUGAUGCAUUGCUUCAUUUACUUCAGUCUUUACAGUCUCAAUGCCCUCUCUAAAUACUGGGCUGUGUAUUGAAUCAGACCAAAACACCACCUCCAUGGCUUAACCUUGAGCUGCUUUACAUACAAAAGCUAAACUAACCAGUACACUUGUGAUCCUGGGGACAUGCUGUCUACUGAUUAAGGCUUUUAAAUCACAAAGCAGAGCAGAAUUUCUGCCAAGUUAUCAUUCUGUUUGAGGGCCUGACUAAUGAAGCCACCCAAAGGCCCCUUUAGGCAACUUUGUACAUUGAUGUAGCCUCCUCUAAAUAGAUGCUGAUAGCACAACCACACACAGCUUGGAUCAGGGAGAGGCAAGACAUGAAUCCACAUGACUACCACCUAUUAGAAACACCGCUGUGGGCUGCUACUGUCUCCUUGGCAGCAACACUGAACUCUAAAAUGCUCAGUUAAAGUUCCUGCUCAGCCUUGAGGUGUCCAAACUGAAGCUACAGCUCUGCAAGAGUUAAAGGAGAUCCCUGUGCAUCAGAUUGGGCUGGCACUGUUUUAAAUCAACAGUGGCUCUGAAGUGGCAAGUUACAACUGUAAAUGUUUGUUAACCCAGUGCUCUCAUGCAGCUCCUUCCUUCCCUGUCACCCCAAUUCUGUUGUUUCUGUAAUAAUUAUGUCUUCAGAAAUGUAAAUAACAUCAGGAUGGGGGCUGCUUUUCCCCCAUUAGCAAGAAAUAAAAAUUGUUCUAAAUAAACCUG
Molecule: messenger RNA, 1905 nt
Organism: Melopsittacus undulatus (budgerigar)
Lineage: Eukaryota; Metazoa; Chordata; Aves; Psittaciformes; Psittaculidae
Gene: GHRH
Product: growth hormone releasing hormone
Exons: 7
Coding region: 230-748 (172 amino acids)
Biological process (GO): positive regulation of cell population proliferation; growth hormone secretion; positive regulation of growth hormone secretion
Cellular component (GO): terminal bouton; extracellular region; perikaryon
Molecular function (GO): growth hormone-releasing hormone receptor binding; growth hormone-releasing hormone activity; peptide hormone receptor binding
Source: RefSeq, a predicted model, not a curated record